This is a messenger RNA of Phaedon cochleariae (mustard beetle), 942 nucleotides long. NCBI's taxonomy places the organism in Eukaryota, Metazoa, Arthropoda, Insecta, Coleoptera, Chrysomelidae. The record is from the annotation of a GenBank genome assembly.
AAACAAGUUUGAGAAGCAUCAUCAACAAAAUCAAUAGCUGCGAUAAUUGAUAAUGACAGAAUAAUUAUUAUAAUGAAUCAUCAUAUUGUGUGGAGAUUUUAAUCAAUUUCGGAGUGAUUGAGUCGAGUGACAAAAAAAAUGUCGAAUAAAAAUAAGGGAUUGUGUUCUGUGAAUUUAAUGCAUUGUGUUUUAGUUAUUGUGUUCUCAAUCGAAGUAGUGAACUCCUUGACAGACCCAGAGAUAAUUCCAAGAAGCCAAUGGUAUGCCAAACCUCCCAAAUCCAUUCAACCGAUGGAGAAUCCAGUGCCGUACGUAGUUAUCCAUCAUAGCUACAUGCCACCAGCUUGCUACAAUUUAGAGGAUUGCAUAGGAGCAAUGCAGUGGAUGCAAGAUUUGCACCAAAUAAACAACAGCUGGGUGGAUAUAGGAUACAGCUUCGCAGUGGGCAGCGAUGGACGGGCGUACGAGGGUAGAGGGUGGUCCAGGGUAGGAGCCCACGCACCCCAUUUCAACAACAAAAGCAUCGGAAUAUGCGUCAUAGGAGACUGGAGAGAAUAUCUUCCUCCUGAGCAGCAACUCGCCACCGUCCAUCAGUUGAUCCAGAUGGGCGUGAGAGAGGGGAAGAUAGCGCAGGACUACAGGCUGGUGGGUCACAAACAAGUCAGAUACGGAACGGCGUGUCCGGGCAAUAAGCUCUACGACGAGAUCAAAACUUGGACGAAUUUCUACAACUGCAGUCCCGACACUGUACCUGAGCUCAGGACAGAGGCGGCGCCGAAAGAGGCGGCGGUUAGCGAAGCCACGCCUAGCAACGACACGCCCAGUGACGACAAGCCCAGUGAUGAUCCGCCCAGUGACGACAAGCCGAGUGAUGACCAGCCCAGUGAUGACGUGGAUGCUGAGAAUCGGUUACGAAAGAGGGCCCCGUCUGUUGUGUAUUGA